Messenger RNA from Acanthisitta chloris (rifleman), 900 nucleotides. It is a transcript of the gene DUSP26, whose product is annotated as dual specificity phosphatase 26 (putative). Gene Ontology annotation, cellular component: cytoplasm. NCBI's taxonomy places the organism in Eukaryota, Metazoa, Chordata, Aves, Passeriformes, Acanthisittidae. Gene Ontology annotation, molecular function: protein tyrosine/serine/threonine phosphatase activity; MAP kinase phosphatase activity. Bases 91 to 678 code for a protein of 195 amino acids. Gene Ontology annotation, biological process: negative regulation of MAPK cascade; protein dephosphorylation. The record is from RefSeq and is a predicted model, not a curated record. The transcript is spliced from 3 exons.
GUGGGUGGCAGCAGCAGCAGAAACGACCUCCAGGCCUCUCUGCGGCCUUCACGACCCCCCAGGUAUGCCGUGUGGGUCUCGGCAGCACCAAUGGCUUUCCUGUCCAGGUUCUACAGGAACAGCACCAGGUCACCGAGCCGACCCGCGCGCGAGGAGCGCAGCAGCCACCCCAUCCUCAGCGUCUUCGAGCUGGAAAGGUUGCUGUACACGGGGAAGACAGCCUGUAACCAUGCUGAUGAGGUCUGGCCAGGACUCUACCUGGGAGACCAAGAUAUAGCGUCGAACCGACGUGAGCUGGCUCACCUGCGCAUCACCCACAUCCUCAACGCCUCCCACAGCAAGUGGAGGGGAGGGGCCGAGUACUACGAGGGCACAGGCAUUCGCUACCUGGGCAUCGAGGCCCACGACUCACCUUCCUUUGACAUGAGCCCCUACUUCUACCCUGCAGCUGACUUCAUCCACCAAGCGCUGAACGAAGGAAGGAUCCUUGUGCACUGUGCUGUCGGGGUGAGCAGGUCAGCCACCUUGGUCCUCGCCUACCUCAUGAUCCGUCACCACAUGCCCCUCGUAGAAGCCAUAAAGACAGUCAAGGACCACCGUGGAAUCAUCCCCAACCGUGGGUUCCUGCGCCAGCUGGUCGCCCUGGACAAUGCCCUGAGGCUGAAGAGGAGCUCAUGAAGGAGGAUGAGGGGGUGGUGCAGUGGGAAUGGUGUGUGUGUGGUGGGAGUGAUGUGUGUGCAGUGCCCACCCGACCCUGUGCCCACUGAGCAGCAGGUAGAGUCUUCUCACAGUGCAAACGCUUGGCAGCUCGUGGGUUACAUGCAGCCUGAGCCCCUCCUCAGCUCAGGGGGUCCCCAGACCUGCCAGCUAUUCCUAGUGGUACAGCAUAGGCCCUCAACC